Molecule: messenger RNA, 2326 nt
Organism: Cryptotermes secundus
Lineage: Eukaryota; Metazoa; Arthropoda; Insecta; Blattodea; Kalotermitidae
Gene: Ttc30
Product: tetratricopeptide repeat protein 30A
Exons: 13
Coding region: 147-2102 (651 amino acids)
Biological process (GO): intraciliary transport
Cellular component (GO): axonemal microtubule; intraciliary transport particle B
Molecular function (GO): intraciliary transport particle B binding; protein binding
Source: RefSeq, a predicted model, not a curated record
UCUAUGCAUUCUAUGAAAAAUUCGAUAGCUACCUGAGAGUGAUCGAUACAAAUUUGACAUUCGUGUUGUCAUGGCAACUGUUGCGCCUAAAUCUAUAAACAAAUUCUUGUUCAUUUUUUUAAAUAGUUGUUCAUCGUGUCCUCAUUAUGUUUAUUCAGAAUGUGCAGAUCAAGGAUGGAGAAUAUACAAAGACGAUUUAUACGAUGAUAAAAGAACAGCGAUACAAUGAUGCAAUACAAGUAUUAACCAAUGUACUGGAAACAAAUCAACCAUCAAGAGCAGGCCUUUCUCUCCUGGCCUACUGCUACUUCUAUACUCAGGACUUCAUAAAAGCAGCUGACUGCUAUGAGAAACUCACCCUUCUUCUCCCUGAAGAAGCUGAGUAUCGCCUUUACUAUGCUCAGUCUCUGUACCAGGCUUGUAUGUAUGAGGAAGCAUUGAAAGUUACUUCCCAGAUUGAUGAUCCAGCUUUUCAAGGAAAGAUCACAAAACUAAAAGCAGCUAUAAAGUAUGGAGAGGAAGACUUGGCUGGGGCAAAGAGUCUUGUAGAUAGCAGUCCAGAGGAUGAUCCGGACACUGAAAUCAACCAUGGCUGUCUUUUAUACAAGGAAGGUCGCUUUGAAGAUGCAUUACAGAAAUUCAGCACCUCUCUCCAAGUGCUUGGGUACAAUCCUCAUCUUUCCUACAACGUUGCUCUCUGUUACUACAGGCUGAAGGAAUAUGCUCCUGCGUUGAAACAUAUAUCUGACAUAAUUGAACGUGGGAUCCGUGAACACCCUGAGCUUAGUGUAGGCAUGACAACUGAAGGUAUUGAAAUGAGGAGUGUUGGUAACACCCUCACAUUGCACGAAACUGCGCUUAUUGAAGCCUUCAACCUCAGAGCAGCCAUUGAAUAUCAUCUAAAAAACUUUGAAUCAGCCAGAGAAGCACUUACAGACAUGCCACCUCGCUCAGAAGAAGAAUUGGAUGCUGUCACACUUCAUAAUCAAGCACUGAUGAACAUGGAAACCAAACCAACCGAAGGUUUUGAGAAACUUCAGUUUCUGCUUCAGCAGAAUCCAUUUCCUCCUGAGACAUUUGGAAAUUUACUCCUCCUCUAUUGCAAAUAUGAAUACUAUGAUCUGGCUGCUGACGUUCUGGCAGAGAAUGCCCAACUCACUUACAAAUAUCUCACUCCAUACCUCUACAAUUUCUUGGAUGCUCUAAUAACUCAACAAACAUCACCUGAGGAAGCAUAUCGCAAGUUUGAUGAAAUUGCUUCAAAGCAUACCGAAACACUUCGCAAGCUGACCAAACAGGUGCAGGAAGCAAGACAAAACCAUGAUGAUGAAUCUGUAAAGAGAGCUGUAGGUGAAUAUGAAGAUGCUUUAGAAAGGUAUAUUCCGGUACUGAUGGCACAGGCUAAAAUAUACUGGGACAUGGAGAACUAUGCACAAGUAGAGAAGAUUUUCCGCAAGUCUGUGGAAUUCUGCAAUGAGAAUGACAUAUGGAAGCUAAAUGUUGCUCAUGUACUCUUUAUGCAGGAAAAUAAAUUCAAAGAAGCUACAGGUUUCUAUGAGCCAAUUGUUAAAAAGCAUUAUGAUAAUAUUGUGAAUGUGAGUGCAAUUGUUCUUGCAAAUCUAUGUGUUUCAUAUAUCAUGACCUCACAAAAUGAAGAAGCAGAAGAGAUGAUGAGGAAGAUUGAAAAGGAAGAGGAACAGUUGGCAUAUGAUGAUCCAGACAAAAAAGUGUUUCACUUAUGCAUUGUAAAUCUUGUAAUUGGAACAUUAUACUGUGCAAAGGGGAAUUAUGAAUUUGGAAUCUCACGUGUUAUAAAAAGUUUGGAGCCAUACAACAAGAAACUGGGUACUGAUACAUGGUUCUAUGCAAAGAGAUGUUUCCUCUCACUUAUUGAAAAUCUAGCAAAACACAUGAUCGUAGCAAGGGAUUCAGUUUUUCAAGAGUGUAUUCAAUUUCUAGAACACUGUGAAGUGUAUGGUAAAGAUGUGAAGACUGUUAUUGAACAGCCCCUUCAAGAGUCUCAUCUCCAUCAGGGCAAGAAUACAGUGACAUAUGAGGCCAGACUUCUCAAGGCUUUGUUGUUACGCUUGCAGACGUACUAAUGUUAAUUCUAUAUAAUGAGGUACCAUGUGUAUUAUACUGAGUAACAGUAGAAUUAUGCUAAACAGUGUAGUUUUAUAUUUUAAUAGAUUCACUACAAAGCACUUAAAUUCCAGUUUAAAACCUGUUAUCCAAGCACAUAUAGCCAAGUAGUUUUCAUUUAAAAACAGUAAUGCUUGUGAAGAUUUCUGUCUCCUGUAAUACAAUGCUGUAUAGUCUGGUGAAA